UACCUAGGACUAAUGGAUUAUUUAUACGAAUAGUUAAGAACUAGCCAAUUAUCCAUUCUCAUGGAGGCUCACCUGUAGUCUCUGAGGAUCCUACUUAUUCUUUGGGUCCCUGAUGAAUCCAAGAUCAAUCAUCCGGAUUCCCGGCCAGGUGUUUCCCACGACAAUAAGGACAUUAUUGAAGAACUCGGGAUCAACAUAUGUUAUGGAUGGAAGUUGUAGAGACCUUCUCUCCAGCGUCCAAAUUAUACCAGUAGCUCAGAAUUGGCCAAUUCUUCAUUUUCAUGAAGUAUCACCUGUAGUCUCUCCCUGUAUUCUGUGGUCUUCUGACUGGCAACCAUCCGGAUCCCCGGCCAUGUGACAUCGCUCGCCCCACACUAAUUACGGACCCUGACCCAGUUUUUCAGACAC
This is a messenger RNA of Suhomyces tanzawaensis NRRL Y-17324, 408 nucleotides long. RefSeq lists its product as uncharacterized. The transcript has a single exon. NCBI's taxonomy places the organism in Eukaryota, Fungi, Ascomycota, Pichiomycetes, Serinales, Debaryomycetaceae. The coding region runs from base 113 to 358 and encodes 81 amino acids. The record is from RefSeq and is a predicted model, not a curated record.